GAUUCCUGGGACGUCUCCGAGCAACCAGAACCUGACGCAACCUCUCCGUCCCUCCCUCCGGUAGCUCCCUGCUCAAAAACAAGUGGACCGUGCCUGCUAGGGGGGAUAAUAACAGAGAGAGAACGGGCUCGUGAUGGUCUUCACUGAUGCGGCUUCUUGGGCUCUGGGAGGCUGACUACAAGUUGGACUGCAGCAGAGGGUUUCUGACAAGUUCUCAAGUUACUCCAAAACACCAAUGGAGGUUUUAAGGAUGUUUUGAAGACUGGAUGACAAAAACCUACAACUAUGGUCAUUUGUAACAACAAAAGAGGCCACCAAUGAAAAACAGAUCGUCUUUAUCCAUUAUUAUUUUGAGAAAGAGAUUUUUGUGUUCAGCAGAUUAAAAAAUGGAUGCGCCCUCAGCUCCUCAGAUUAUGGUGGACAGGGCUUGUGUCCAGGAGGAAGCAGGACGUGGGGAAGAUGUGGAUUUGCCUACGGAUGACCAUCUCAUGAACUUAAAGGCCUUGACGGAGAAAUUAAGACUGGAGACCAGGAGACCUUCUUACCUUGAGUGGAAAGCCCGACUCGAGGCAGACAGCUCCAGAGAGUCAGGAACUGGAAAAGGCCCGAUCCAGGAUGAGCCUGAAGGGAAAGUAGUCACUUGCAAAGAGACUGCAGUGAACUCUGAUGUGAUUCAGUGCAAGUUGCCAUCAGGUGUCCUGAAGGGAUUUGGGAACAUCGAUGAAGCUCUCAGUUGGCUGAGGAGAGAACUGACAGACAUGCGCUUGCAAGACCAGCAGCUGGCAAGGCAGCUCAUGAGGCUCCGGAACGACAUUCACAAGCUGAAGAUAGAGCAGACGUGCCACCUGCAUCGCCGGAUGCUCAAUGACGCCACCUUUGGCCUUGAGGAGCGGGAUGAGCUGGCGGAUCUGCUGUGCGAAUGUCCGGUCACCCCGGGGCUCGGCCUCUCGGCCCCGCUGAGACUCAUCGGCGUCACCAAGAUGAACAUUAACUCUCGUCGUUUCUCGCUCUGCUAGUGAACCCUGUUUUACAGUCCCUAUAAUUUACAGAGAGAGAUUUAGGUAAUGUAUAUUAUUUAGAAAGAAGAAUUUGAAUGCUGUAGGUACAUUCUGUAUAUAGUGUUCCCAAAACCGCAGCAGAUUUUAGACCUUUAGCACCAUCAUGACUUGAAACAGAAUCAUUUUUUUAACUAAAGUAAAGCAAACUUACUGUAUUUCUGUCCACUUAUCAGUUUUAUUGUUACCAGUUACCCUAAAUAUUUCCAUAUACUUUCAUUUUGCUGGGGAUGUCGUGGUUUCUAUCUACAAGUACAGAUUCAAUAUUUUAAAUACAUUUUUACUGCAUACAGACCCCUGUAUGAUGCUUUCAGUGACAGUCAAGAUUUCUUUUGUCCCAUGUCUUGGAUCUUAAUCUAAAUGUUUUCUGAUUUUAAAAAGAUGUCUUAAUAUUGAUACAAAUAGUACACUAUACUGUACCCAAUGUAUAUUUGAGUUAGCGUGUUCUAGUAUCAAUUAGCAAAUAUUGCUUUUUUGUAGAAUAUGCUGAAAAUGAUUUUUUCUUUAUAAUGCUUGUCAAAUUGCACUAGUUGGUAAACUCAUAAUGGUUUCAAGUAUUUUGCAGAAGGUUGCUUCUUAUAAGUAAGGAUGUAUUUGGCAAUUGGUUGGAGCUUUGCCCUUAUUAUGUUGUAAAUGUUGAGGUCCAGCCUGAAAGUAAGCAUCUGAGAUGGCAUUGUUUGUUUGAAACAAAUGCAUGGUUUAGUUUCAUGGAUAAACAUUGAAUUGUAACUUA
Molecule: messenger RNA, 1788 nt
Organism: Micropterus salmoides (largemouth bass)
Lineage: Eukaryota; Metazoa; Chordata; Actinopteri; Centrarchiformes; Centrarchidae
Gene: fam167ab
Product: family with sequence similarity 167 member Ab
Exons: 3
Coding region: 387-1016 (209 amino acids)
Source: RefSeq, a predicted model, not a curated record